Molecule: messenger RNA, 1467 nt
Organism: Xiphophorus maculatus (southern platyfish)
Lineage: Eukaryota; Metazoa; Chordata; Actinopteri; Cyprinodontiformes; Poeciliidae
Product: keratinocyte-associated protein 3
Exons: 6
Coding region: 134-796 (220 amino acids)
Source: RefSeq, a predicted model, not a curated record
AAAUUACGUCAACCAGGAAGUGGACAGAGGGACGUCCGUGUGGGACGGAGCGGCUAAAGAAGCUUUUGUUUGAGCCUUUUCUGUGAAAAACAAAACACUAAAGAGCAGAAAGACUUGAGCCUGCGGCAGAGACAUGUGCAGCUUUGAUAAGGACAAAGGGCCGGGGCGGCUGAUGAAAAAGGGGCUUGUUCUCAUCCUGGUCGGCCAUAUUAACUUCAUCCUGGCAGCCAUCGUCCAUGGCAGCGUCCUGCGCCACAUUUCCAAACCCAGUCAGCACAUUAGUACUCAAUACACUGUAGCCAACAUCAUUUCUGUCACCUCUGGCCUGCUGAGCAUUGCCUCUGGGAUUAUUGCCAUUGUGGUUUCAAGGAACCUUCGUAAGUUUAAGCUGAUAAUAGGGCUUCUGACGGCGUCCUUCCUGAACGCCCUGCUGUCAGCCGCCUGCAGCGCUGGGCUCCUCGUAGCAAUUAGCAUCACCAUCGCCCAUAACGGGAGCGGUCUGAUGGUGGGAUGCAACGACACGGUGGUGCCCAUCAACGCACGCUCGCCUGUCAGCGCUCAGUGCCCGUUUGAUACAACACGAAUCUAUGACACCACCCUGGCCUUGUGGAUCUCCUGUGCCGUGCUGUCGGCAGCGGAGGCCGGCCUGUCGGUGUGGUGCUUCAUGGUUGGACUCGCUCUCAGAGGGAUUGCGCCGUGUGGGAAGAGCUACAUCAAAGAGCAGUUGGAGGAAGAGACUGAAAACUCUCCACAAACUCGUCGCCUUAUGAGAAAACAUUUCAAUGCUGAAGCAUAAAACACUUCGUAAGUCUGAAGAAGUCUGUCCAUUUCAAACUGAGGAACUUAAAGAGCCCUUAUGAAGGUUAAUAUGUGCUUAGAUGUGUGUAGAUGUCUUAAAAUGGCUUCCCUAAUAUUUAGGUUUAUUACAACCUAAUAUGAAACCAGUACUUAUGAAGACAGUUUUUUAGUUUGAUUUUUAUUUUUUUGUAAAAGUAAUUAUUCAACAGUUUGUUUACUUUUUUUAACUACUCCAUAAAAUCUAACAUGCCUUAAAAAUAAGAUAAUUUGUUGUUUUUUUUACAUUCAGCUUUUAAUGCCAUAAAAUAGUAAACUGCAUAUUUUGUUUGUUUUUUUUAAACUAUUGACAUUAAACAGGAAGGUAAAUGAAACAUGCAGCAUUUUAGGGUGCAGCUGCCCUAAUUUUGCCUAUAUUGUUAAUUAAAGCCCAAACUGAUAAUUACCAGUUUUUUAUAUAUAUAUUUUACUGUAAUUGCAUUGUUUUAAAAAUUGUAUUUCGGGGUAUGUUGUACAUUUCUAACUCUGUUUCAUUUUCUACAUCUUUUGCCAUUAUCUAUCAACUUGGUUCAAUCAUUUUUUUUUUUAUAAUAUAAAAACUAAAAAGAAACAUUCAAAUAUGCUGGUAAAGAAAUGUAUUCUGAACAACAUACAUUAAAAAAAAAAGAAGUU